Messenger RNA from Xenopus tropicalis (tropical clawed frog), 3498 nucleotides. RefSeq names its product xylosyltransferase II (gene xylt2). Gene Ontology annotation, molecular function: protein xylosyltransferase activity; glycosyltransferase activity. Gene Ontology annotation, cellular component: Golgi membrane; extracellular region; membrane. The record is from RefSeq and is marked provisional. Lineage: Eukaryota; Metazoa; Chordata; Amphibia; Anura; Pipidae. Gene Ontology annotation, biological process: heparan sulfate proteoglycan biosynthetic process; proteoglycan biosynthetic process.
AUGGCGACCAUUUUUGAGUCGGGUAGGAGAACUCACUGGCAUUAAGGGAACGCAGGAAACUAAGGUGGUCUCCGAGGGCGUUUGUGGGGUGUGUACCCUCGGCCCACCUCCCGCUCACACAGGGGCUCACGGAUAGCCAAGCCCGUAUCCCUAGGGGGGCCCUGGGAGGAUGGCGCCAAGCGUACGGGGACUGAAGCUCGGCCGCCGAUACAAACUGUUAGCCGGAGCCGCGCUGGUACUGCUGCUCAUACAGGGCCUGGCGGUGUGGAGCUUCAGCGGGCUGGAGGGGGACGGGAAGGAGAAUUCCCUGCCAAGGGUAAAUAGAAGCCCAGAUAAUGGAGAAGUUGCCAAGGACUCAGACAGUUCUGCAGGGAGUAGGUCGCAGAGAUGGACGGUAAGACCAGAAAGAAGGAGCAGCGAUGGGAGCAAGAUAACAAGAAAGGCCACGGUAACCCGCAAACAGAGGCCGCCGGCCCACGUCUUCCAUGGGAAUUGGCACAAUCUCACCCGAGAGGGGGACACGGGCAGUGUGGAGGGGGCACCUCACCAAUCAGACCGUGGCUUCACUCCGAAGUGUGAGAUCACAGGAAAGGAUGCCCUCUCCGCUCUCGCCAGAGCUAGAACCCACCAGUGCCAGCAGGAGAUCGCUAAUGUGGUGUGCCUUCACCAGGCGGGAGAGCUUAUGCCAAGAAAUGUCCAACGGCAGUGCCAAACCACAGGAAAGGUUAACACAGGCUUAACAUGGGAGGAGUCAGAUGCGGUUGCUCCACCCCCUGAAAAGCCUUUACGUGUGUUGUAUAUGCUGGUCGUGCACGGCAGAGCUAUACGGCAAUUGAAACGUCUCAUCAAGGCCAUUUACCAUCAAGAUCACUUCUACUACAUCCACGUGGAUCAGCGAUCCAACUACCUUCACCGGGAAGUGGUCCGCCUGGCGCAGUCAUAUGAGAAUAUGCGAGUCACCCCAUGGCGCAUGGUGACCAUAUGGGGAGGAGCCAGCCUUCUGACCAUGUAUCUACGCAGCAUGAAGGACCUGCUGGAGGUGCCCGACUGGCCUUGGGACUUCUUUAUCAACUUGAGUGCCACCGACUACCCUACAAGGACCAAUGAGGAGCUGGUCCUUUUCCUGUCCAAACACCGACACAAGAACUUCCUCAAGUCCCACGGGCGUGACAAUGCUCGUUUUAUAAAGAAACAGGGCCUGGACCGCCUUUUUCACGAAUGCGACUCCCACAUGUGGCGCCUUGGAGAGCGGCAGAUCCCGGAGGGAAUCGUGGUGGAUGGAGGCUCGGACUGGUUCGCCCUGACACGAAACUUUGUGGAAUACGUCACCUACACAAAAGAUAUCUUGGUCUCCGAACUGCAACGCUUUUACAAGUACACCCUUCUGCCUGCUGAGUCCUUCUUCCACACGGUCUUGGAAAACAGUAAAGCCUGUGACUCUCUGGUGGAUAACAACCUGCGAGUGACCAACUGGAACAGGAAGCUGGGCUGCCGCUGUCAGUAUAAGCACAUCGUGGACUGGUGCGGCUGUUCUCCCAACGACUUCAAACCGCAGGAUGUGGUGCGCCUUCAGCAGCUCUCCCGGCCUACGUUCUUUGCCCGGAAGUUUGAGUCGUCAGUGAAUCAGGAGGUAUUGGAUAUUUUGGAUGCUCAUCUGUUUGGGGAGCUCCCGUCAGAGACUCCUGGAAUAAAGGGGUACUGGGAAAGCGUCUACGACAGCAUUGAUGGGCUUGGGGGGUUAAGUGAUGUCACUAUGACUGUGUACGCUGCGUUCACCCGUCUGGCGCUCCAUGAACUACAGGGUUCCAAGAAGGAGACAAGGCAGCCAUCUUGCUGGUUUACUGCUUCCGGGUUGCCAUCCAGUGUCGAGCUGUAUUUUUACGACGACCAUUUCCAAGGUUACCUUGUGAAGCAGGAGGUGCAGAGUGGGGAAACGCUGGAGAUCUGGAUGAUGCCACAGGGCAGCCUGAAACUGUCAGAACAGGGCGAGGCUAUAGGCCGCAUACAGGGUCUUGAAGUGGGCACAGAGUGGGACCCUAAAGAGAGGAUCUUCCGUAAUUUUGGAGGCCUGAUCGGACCCUUCGAUGAGCCGGUGGCGGUACAAAAGUGGUCCCGUGGGCUCAAUCUGACAGUAACAGUUGUUUGGAUUGAUCCCACAUACAUUAUCGCCGCCUCUUAUGACAUCAUUGUGGAUAUGGAUGCCGAUUUCACACAGUACAAGCCUCCGCUGGCUCGCCCUUUGCGUCCUGGCUAUUGGACUGUUCGGCUCUUGCGCUUCUGGGAAUUAUUGGCUGAGGUUCGCUUCCUAGUGGUACCGCUGACCGUGAGAAACAAGGAGCCGCUGCGGAAAGGGGAUAGAUGGUUGCACGCAGGACCCCCAAAAGGGCAGUAUAUGGAGCAAAAUUUCCAAGCUCUCGGCGGGAUUUUGAACUUGCCCCCCCGAGUGGAGGCAGAACGAGAGGCUAAGGGCAAAUCGGAGCUCCUCGGCAAAGAGCUAGAAGCGUGGACAGAUGAAAGCUUAAGGAGCUUUUGGUCAGUCGGGGGCGUAUGCACCAAGGAUGCUUCCAAGUCCUGCCCCUCUCUUCCCGUAUGCUCCGCCACACGCUGGAGCUCCAUGUCCCCCGAUCCAAAGUCAGAGCUGGGCCCUGUCACACACGAUGGCCGCGUGAGGUAACACUUUCUGCAGGCAGAGAGCACGGACUUGGACAGAUGGCGCCACUUAGACUGAUGGGACACGGAGCCACUCAUAUCAUGGCACACAAUCACCUGGCCAGUCAGCUCCUUGUUUGUCUGCCCCGCUGGGAGUUGCUAGAAUGUAAUAAUCUACUCUCCAGAGAACAAGAUGGAAGCCUUACUCUGCCUCAUAGCCACGCCCAGCGCCGACGUUGUACCCCAAAUGCACACAAUUCUGUUACGUGUGGUCCCCUCUGUCUUUCCAUUUCAUCCCCGUUUGCCAAACGUGUUUUUAACGGUAGGGACGUUUCCGCUGCUACAAGAACAAACAACCAAAUACUACAUGGGGGUGUGGUUUGUAUGGUGUGGGGCUCGUCGUCGUUAAAGGAGCCCCGACUUAAAUUACCCUGGUGGGGCUGGUUCCCCCCCAGGGAGUGAUCCGUUUGACCUCUGUUAUUUCAUAUUCGAUUGUGUAACCACUUGUGGCCCACUAUUACGACGCUUCCGGUGAAGUAAGAGAUCACUGUGGAUUCAAAUGCUGAAAUCACAACCACUAUGGCAACACCACUGUGGUUUUGUGCAGUUGCUUCCCCAGCACAGGCUGGUUCCAGACUCUCACAAAGGGAUUAAGCUACUUUGUUUACUGGGGAGGUCCGCUGCUAGGGCGAAUGGUACGGGACAUACAAGAACCAAAUGUAGCCUGUGUAUUGCAGCCUCCUGUGUGCCAGGCAGCUGGGAAGCACAGGGCACAAUGAUGCACUUUAAGUUUAUUUUGUUUCCUUGAGUGACAUUGGUCUUAAUAAAUGGGUUAUUGUAACCACUAAA